Molecule: messenger RNA, 2004 nt
Organism: Penicillium mononematosum
Lineage: Eukaryota; Fungi; Ascomycota; Eurotiomycetes; Eurotiales; Aspergillaceae
Product: WD40 repeat domain-containing protein
Exons: 6
Coding region: 1-2004 (667 amino acids)
Molecular function (GO): protein binding
Source: RefSeq, a predicted model, not a curated record
AUGGCGGAGCGCGGUUCGCGAAACGUCCAUCCGAACGCUAUGACGCCGGACCGCGAGAUCGCGGGUCCAGCAAACCCUAACCCCAUCAACUUGACCUCGGACGCCGAUACCAAUGCACUGCUGGUGGACAUUGGAUUCAGUGAUAUCGAGUCGGAUACUAGAGUAACUGAUUCCACGGCGAACGUCGAUUUGGUCGACCCUCACUCGGAUAUCAAGGUGACUCGCCGUGUCCGGUUUGACACCGAGGUCCGAUACGGGCCUCCCAAGUCCCUUUCGUCUAAUAAUGCCGACUGGAUCGGGCAACAUUCGGACAAUAGGGCUGACGUCGUUGCAACUGACGAGAGCGCGAUCGAAAGCUCGACUGACGAUUCAGUCGAUAGCACUUCCACCAAUCCAAUUGAGACGGAGUCGGACAACGACAGUCACGCCCAUGUUCGCGACGAAGGCGUCGUCGGCAUGACCGGAGACCAGUAUACCACGGAGUCAAGCAGCACCAGCAAGGAGUCCUCUGAACCGGACAUGGACAAUGGCGCUAUGGGGUUUAACAGACGUGACCUGAUCCGCUGGUUCGCACACGCUGAUCUCAGGAUCUCGUUUCAAGCCGAGACCAAGGCUUCCAAGCCUGAGGCUACAAGUGUGGCUUCCAUGCCCCCGGAUACAGUUGAAGAUGCAGAGCCUGAAGCUGAAGAAGAUAACAAGUCGAACUCGGGCGAUGAAGCCGAAGGUGUGGCCUCCAUUCCCCAGGAUGUCGUGAAUGUCACAAAGGCGAGCUCAAAGUCCGACACUACCAAAUCGGGUUCUGUUCCAUCUGAUACUGUUAACGGCUGGUCCUUUGCACUCGCCGCAGGACUAUAUACCAGGCUGGCGGCCAUCAAAUUGCAUGAAACUGGCUGGAAAUGGUCCUCUGGGAUGUACCUACCCCAAUGCUUUCUGGCUGCUCCAGGUCAGCUCCGGACAGUCGCUCAUGAAACGAAAAUGAUCAAAAAGGGUGUUACCAUCAUGGGAUGGGUGGGUUGCGGGUUGUACCUGCUUUACCGCAGAGACUCGACGGAUUUGCUGGGAGAAGAGACCACGGAGUUGGCUGCAUACCAUGAGCCGAGUGGUUCACACAGGGUCCUGAGAAUGAACCUUCUUGCUUGGAACGACGUCGCUUUCUACGCCAUGGCCUCAUUGGAUGAACACGAAGCUCUGGUCACUGGACACCAUUCUGGCUAUGUGGCGGUUUGGGAUGUCCGAAGAGGCCAUACACUCUAUUCGCUCUGCGGUAUUCGUGACACAGUAUCUUGUAUUGUGACCGAGAAGAACCUCGUUGUUGCCGGUAGCUUCGACGGCAACAUUUGUGUCUGGGAUCUCACCAAACGCACCGGUGCCGAUGCCUCGCUGACCCUUAAAGGGCACACAGGCACUGUGAUGUGCCUCAAGUUGCACGGCAAGUACCUUGUCUCCGGUGGUGCUGAUCGGGAGGCUCGCGUCUGGGACCUCGAAACCGGUGAAUGCAACCAUGUGCUCGGAGGCCACGCGAAGGAAGUUCGGUUUGUAUGCAUGAAUGAGCAAGCAAUUGUCACUGCUGGGGCGGAUGAUAUCCACUGCCCAGAAUCAGAGAUCCGCAUUUGGCUGACGGACAGUGAAGAAUUUGCGGCCGGCCGAUGCAACUUCAAGCGCGGUGCCGGCGGAUUGGUGAACCACCUCCACCUGGUGGGAAAUUAUUUAAUUGCAGCAGGGAAUGGUGGCUCCGUCGUGGAAUGGGACGUGACCCGGGGGGAAAAGCUGCUGCUCAACCGCCAAGACUCUGACGGGGUCAUUGCUAUGGCCACCUCAGAGAAGUUCGUGCUGGUGGGAAAGAAAUCCGGCCUCUUGUACCUGCUGGAUCGGGUGGCAAUGCAUCUUGUCUGGCUACAGGACGUCCCAUCGGAAAUCUUCCAGGUCGGCAUCCUGGACGAGACUCGGGUAAUCGCUGCAUACAAGCACGAUGGUCAUGCCUACCUGACCAUCUGGCAUGUAUAA